This is a messenger RNA of Copidosoma floridanum, 420 nucleotides long. RefSeq names its product cuticle protein 5-like. The record is from RefSeq and is a predicted model, not a curated record. Lineage: Eukaryota; Metazoa; Arthropoda; Insecta; Hymenoptera; Encyrtidae.
AUGACCCAUACUUAUGCACUACUGUAUUUUUUUAAGGGCCGAGUGCUGGAAACCCCCGAAGUAGCCCAGGCCAGAGCAGCGCACUUAGCUGCCUUCAACAAAGCGGCGUCCCGAUCCAAUGUCUACGAUGCUCCGUCUGUAAACACGUACGGCAGCAACAGCGCGAGUGCCGAGGGCGACGACGACAGCGAGUACCACCCGUACUCAUCCGACGACGAAGACGACAGUGGUAGUGCCGAAGGGUACUAUGACAACCAACAGUACCAGGGACCAUUCGCGCCACUAGCCGAGGACGGGAGGGUCAUCGAUACACCGGAUGUCGCGAGGGCCAAGGCGGCGCAUUUGGCUGCCGUCGAGAGAGCUAGCCAAGGGCGGUAUCAGCACCAACCGCACUCGGGGGGGUAUUAUCGAGAUUAUUAA